ACCGAGGCCACGUAGAGGGGGGGAGAUGGAGCUCCAUUGCUCUUUAGAGUUGAAGCGCUUAUUGGCUUAAUAUAGUUUGUUAUUAAAUCCAAUUAAUAAUCUCUCUCUCUAUCUCUCGAUUUCGAUGCCGCAUAGUUCCCGGCGAUGUCGCUCUCUCCAUGCCCGAGAUUGCACUCACAGGCGUAAACCACGCUCUCUCCCUUCUCCUCUAUUUCACCUCCCACCUUCUCCAAACUCAAUUUUACUUUUAUUUUUUUUGUGAGACUGCUUUUCGUUUUCGAAUUCAGUUUUGAUUUUGCGUAAUUAAAUCUCAUAUGCGAUAUUACCAACGCUUGAUUAAGAGCUCGAAAAUGGGGUCACACAGAAAAGACAGCUUUCAGGUUUUGUUUUAGGAAUUUUAAUGGAAGAUCGUGCCGUACUGGUUGAUUCAAAUUAUUGUUUUGUUAUGCAUGCAUAGGUUGUGCAACAGCGUCUGUGACCGGUGAAGGAAAGAUGGGGGCAUGCAAGUGAUUGAAUAUAUGUUAGAUUGUAUAUCUGUUGAUAUAACGUGGUCAUCGUAGUUUUGUGGGUACUUCAGGAUUUGGAGAUCCAGUUGUUUUGUGCACAGUUAAUCUCUACAUAGAAGGAUUCCUUGUUGUGUUUAAACCUAUUGGAUAGAUUCGAGUUCGUGAAUUUUGUGUUUCCAAAAAAGAGCUUUAUUGACAUUGAUUUCAUUGUGAAGAUUAGCUUUAACCGUCCCAUAUCAAAAAAUCCAUUCCUUCCGAUUUUGGAACCAUUAAGCUCUGUAAUUCAGUGGGCCCUUCAUGGAAAGAUCGGCAUUGGAGUUGUGAAUUCUUUAGCUGAUAUGGAAGCCAAUUGCGGAUACAAUCUUCUUUUAUCUAGUUGGAUCAAAAACUACUGGUCCCAGGAACUCAAAUUAUGCAGCUAAAUAAAUUGAAGAAGUCACCUAGCAACAUGACUGGCGAGACACCCAGUCCCUCUGGUCAAUGGAUCCUGCAAGAACCAACAUGCGCUGUUCCCGUUGCAGGAAGAAGUGUAAAUAAUGUCUCUGUUCAGACUGGUGAAGAAUUUUCCAUGGAGUUUCUUCAGGAUCGUGUUGCUGCAAGAGGGAUUCCUGCUGGCCCCAUUAUGGCCCAGAAUAACGAGAAAAGAAUUGGACAAAAUUUUAAUCAGAAAUACCAGAUGGGGUAUGAGGAUCUUGCUAGAAUUCUUGGGUUGAAUAGAAUGGAUUCCGAGUGUGCAUCUGAUAUGUCUGACGUUGCAUCCAGAGAAGGGUCCAUGAAGGAGAUUGAGAAUGGGACCUAUGUUAGUAAAUUAGGCCAACACCAGAAGGAAAAUGGUGAUGCUGGAAAUGGGCCAAGGAGGGCUUUUGGUGAAUUGAAUUGUGAUCGUGCUGGUUUGGCACCAUGUGCUCCUUCCAUUUAUGUAUCCGAAUCCCCCCAUUCAAAUACCGUUGAUAGGUCAAAAAAUUCAGAUGGAUCUCAAUAUGAGAAGAUGAAACUUCUUUGCAGCUUUGGUGGGACGAUUUUGCCCAGACCCAGUGAUGGAAAACUCAGAUAUGUAGGGGGAGAGACGCGCAUUAUCUCCAUUAGAACGAAUCUUUCAUGGGAAGAACUGGUGAAGAAAACUACAGGCAUUUGCAACCAGCCUCACACUAUCAAAUACCAGCUUCCAGGUGAGGAUCUUGAUGCUCUUAUUUCUGUUUCUUCUGAUGAAGACCUGCAGAAUAUGAUAGAGGAAUACCAUGGACUUGAAUGGCUUGAGGGUUCUCAAAGACUUCGGAUAUUUCUGAUUCCUUUGAGUGAAUCCGAAAGAUCAUCAUCUUUGGAGGCAGGCACUAUUCAGCAGAGCAGCCCUGAUUACCAAUAUGUUGUUGCUGUGAACGGCAUUUCAGAUCCUAGUCCUAAGAUAAACCCUGUUGAGCAGUGCUUGACUAGUCUAGUAAGUCUACCAGUUAAUAAUUUGGAGCGUAAUCCAAAUUUUCACAAGCAUUCACCAUCCUCACCAUUUCCUUUGGAUAUUAAUGGUGACCACAAUGCCUUGGGUCCCACUCAAGUUUUAAACACAUCCCAGAAUAUAACAAAAUCCCCCAAACAAUCUGCUCCUGUUUCUCCAAUUACAUUUCCACUAGGUGACUCCAACAAUGCUCAUACACAAUUUAGUGAUGACAACUCAAGCAUUGGAAGUAGCAGUUCCUUCAUUACCGCACAGCUACAGCCUGAAAGCUUUAUUGCUGACUUUGGUGUUUACAAACUCCCCAUACUUGGUCCAAUCCCUUCAACAAAAGAUAUUCGUCCACAACAAAAGCUUGACAUUGAGAAGAUAGAGCAACCGCGUGGCGUGCAUUUUCAGAAUGAUGAUUACAGCAGAGAAUUUGUGAAUUCAUCUAUUUUUUAUCAAAAUGAUGAGAGGUCCAUGCAUAAUGAAAGAAUACUUCCCUUUGAGAUGCCUCUCUCAUGCCCAGAAGAUCCAAUGAAUUUGGUUUCAGGAUCGAUAGACUCUGUUGAGACUCUCCAUGGGAUACCACAUGCAUUCUCUGACUCAAAGUUGCAGGAGCAUGGAGGGAGAUCAACUCAAUGUUUCCUAGAAGGAACCAGCCUGUCAUCUCCCUUGAGCUUUUCAAAGACACAAUUAUCUCCCUUGCUAGUCUCUGGGCUCUCACAUGAAAAGCCAGUUGACGUGCUUGAGGAUGUUGAUUUUGUCAACAGUCGAUUACAGAACCCUCUAGGAUUUUCUCCGUGUCUAGAGACAAGCAGGAGUGAACUGAUUCAGAAAGCUGCCAGUGACAUUGAUGAAAAGUGUCAACCAGCUUUAGAUGAUGAAGGUAAAUCUUAUUUCAUGGUCCCUAGCUAUUAUGAGAAAGAUCUACUGAACUUGGGAAGGAUAACUAGUCUUGAAAAGAGUGAUCUGCGUUUACAACAAGGUCAAAUGGUUGAUGACGUGAUAUCAUCAGCUGCUGUUGCGGGGAACACCAAAAAAAUCGGCAACUGUAACCUGGCUAGUGUUGAUAAUUUGUCAGAAUAUGUGCAAAUUUUGGAAAAUGUACAUCCAGAAAUGACAGGCAAUAUUUCUAAACCUUUUGUAAACAACUUGGUGGAGCACUCCAAAAACUAUCGACAAGAUAAAACUGCAUCUAAUAUCCUUGUUGUGGACCAAUCUGCUGUAAAGGACCAGCAUCGUGCUUUGCUUGGGGCAGUGACUGAUGAAAAAGAAUGCAAUGUUUCACAGACUAGGAACCCUGAAAUCAGGGGGUUGUCUCAAAAUCCAGAAACCAUGCUAUCAAACUCUCUAGGUUUGUACCCAUCUGUAGUUAAUACUGGUCCUAGCUCAAGUACACACACGAAAGAUCUUCACAUUGUGAUGUGUGAUCCUAAUGUAGGUCUAUCUCCAACUAGAGAGACCACUUUCCUUGAUGAAAACCUUUUAAGGUACCCUGAGCAGAAGGUUGAGAAGUUGGGAGGUGGUGGUUCCGCUUGUGUGAAGUCAUAUGCUGAAGAUGUCUUUACCCAAACAUCAGCCUCAAGUAAGAAUCAAGAUCGAGAUCAGCCUGUGCCUUUGGUCUUUGUGGAAGAUGUGACCUAUUGCAUGCCAUCCAGCAUUCAAUCUUCUUCAGCAAUCAUCCCACAUGUUGCAGAUGCAAUCAGCAGUGCAUCUACCACAGCAACAGAGCCAGAGAGUGUUGUUCCUGAGUCCGAGCAUGAGGAUAUCAAGGCUGAUGAUCAGGAGGAAAAUGAUUCGUUCAGUGAUGCAGUGAUUGCUGAAAUGGAAGCCAACAUUUACGGCUUGCAGAUCAUAAAGAAUGCGGAUCUUGAAGAGUUAAAAGAGCUGGGUUCUGGUACAUAUGGGACGGUAUAUCAUGGAAAAUGGCGGGGGACAGAUGUUGCCAUAAAAAGAAUAAAGAAGAGCUGCUUUUCAGGGAGAGGUUCUGAGCAAGAACGGUUGGUUAAAGACUUCUGGAGGGAGGCACAUAUACUUUCAAAUCUUCAUCAUCCGAAUGUGCUUGCAUUUUAUGGGGUAGUACCUGAUGGUGCUGGAGGAACCUUAGCAACUGUAACUGAAUUUAUGGUGAAUGGAUCUCUUAGGAAUGUCCUACUUAAGAAGGAUAGAUCACUUGAUCGUCGUAAAAAGCUUAUAAUUGCUAUGGAUGCAGCUUUUGGCAUGGAAUACUUGCACUCAAAAAAUAUUGUCCAUUUUGAUCUAAAAUGUGACAAUUUGCUUGUCAACCUGAGGGAUCCACAACGACCCAUAUGCAAGGUGGGAGAUUUUGGAUUAUCAAGAAUCAAACACAAUACUCUGGUCUCUGGUGGUGUGCGAGGAACCCUUCCAUGGAUGGCACCAGAACUGCUGAAUGGUAGCAGCAGCCGGGUUUCAGAGAAGGUUGAUGUUUUUUCAUUCGCCAUUUCGAUGUGGGAGAUUUUGACUGGGGAGGAACCUUAUGCAAAUAUGCAUUGUGGUGCAAUCAUUGGGGGCAUUGUGAAGAACACACUUCGACCUACUAUUCCGGAAUGUUGUGAUCCUGAGUGGAGAAAAUUGAUGGAGCAGUGCUGGUCACCUGACCCUGAAUCGCGACCAUCAUUCACUGAGAUAACAAACAGGCUAAGAUCUAUGUCUAUGGCUCUCCAGACAAAGGGACACAAUAAUCAAGCAAAACUAAUGCCAAACUUAACUGCAUAAACUAUACUGCUUAUACAUGCAGCUGCCUCAUUGUUAAAGCUUACUGAGACUGUCUGUCUGGUGCUCUGUACAGAAGGCGGAGGACAAGCACGAAGAGAGUUUGUUGUUGGAGGCUUAUUGUGUUCCUUUCCUUACCUUUUUCAAUAUAGAUAUAUUCAUUUGUUUAUUCUUUCUGCAACUAGGAAAGGUUAAAGAAAAGUCCCGGUCAUGAUAGCGAGCGACGAUGAGAGCUUUUGCAAUUCUGAUUAGUUUACUAUGAUGGUUUUUGCUGGAAAAGAUGUUUGUGACAAAGGAGUCUAAGCUGAGAGUUGUCCAGUUACCUCUGCAUCAUAUAUUGUAAUUCCAUUCAAAACCAAGUUACUGACUCCUUAUCCCUGCAUUUUUAUUGUAAAUUCAUCCUUUUCCCAACUGAAUGCAUGUAAAGACAAAGCUAGAGUUGUGUGUUUUUU
Tripterygium wilfordii is the source of this 5123-nucleotide messenger RNA. RefSeq lists its product as uncharacterized. The transcript has 9 exons. NCBI's taxonomy places the organism in Eukaryota, Viridiplantae, Streptophyta, Magnoliopsida, Celastrales, Celastraceae. Gene Ontology annotation, biological process: signal transduction; protein phosphorylation. The record is from RefSeq and is a predicted model, not a curated record. Bases 919 to 4674 code for a protein of 1251 amino acids. Gene Ontology annotation, molecular function: protein binding; ATP binding; protein kinase activity. Gene Ontology annotation, cellular component: cytoplasm.